AUGGAAACUUUAAAUAAUAAUAAACAAACCCAUCAAGUCCUUAGUCUAACCCACCUUCAAAAUCUCAAGAAGGCAAAAGAAUUUUAUGAUAAUUCUCAAUCUAUCACAGCUCUUGAUUUUGAUAGCUCUGGCGAAUUUUGUGUUACCGCUUCAACCGACGAAACUAUUAAUUUAUAUAAUUGUCAAACUGGAAGGGUAGUCGCUUUAGAAAUGUCUCCCGUAGAUGAUCAAUUUUUGACCGGGAGUAUCGAUGAGGGUGUUCGGUUAUGGGAUUUAAGACAACCUAACGCCAUUGAUUUUAUAGAUAUUCAAUCCGGCAGACCUUGUUUAGGAUAUGAUCCUUCUGGUCUUGUGUUUGCAAUUGGUAAACGUAGCAAUAAAACUGUUCAGUUAUAUGAUAGCCGAAAAUUUGGUCAGUCUCCUUUCGAUACUUUUCAAAUCGAUGAUAAUUAUUUAAAUUCAAAUAUCUUGCCAAAUUCUCCUCCUGAAUGGACUGGAUUAAAGUUUAGUAAUGACGGCCAAAAAAUAUUAUUAACUACAUCUGGCGAUGUUCAUUAUUUAGUCGAUGCUUUCAAUGGUCAAUUAAAACAACGAUUAAUUGGUCAUAUAGGCCUAGAUAAUGCCUCGGCAUGCUUGGGAGGUGAAGAGACAAGUUUUACUCCUGAUGGUCAAUAUGUAAUAUCUGGUACUGUAUUUUGGUUACCUUCAGUCGACCCUAACGACAUAAUUAAAGAAUCAGAAGAUAAUAAACCUUGUUUAUCUUCAGGUGAUAUAGUAAAGGAUACAUCUAGUAUCCAAAUGCAGGUAACGGCUAGCACCAGUUCUUCUGUUGAUAAUAGAUUGUUGGGGCCUGUACAUUAUCACCUUUAUUAG
Racocetra persica is the source of this 873-nucleotide messenger RNA. The record is from the annotation of a GenBank genome assembly. NCBI's taxonomy places the organism in Eukaryota, Fungi, Glomeromycota, Glomeromycetes, Diversisporales, Gigasporaceae.